CCUCAAACUACUGCUGCCAUUGUUGUUAAACAACAAGGUGCUCUCUAUCAUCAUGAAAACAAUAUAGUUUCGCAUGGAAACUUUGAAGAGUAUGCUUACAACACAUUAGAGUCAACAAAGAUUGCCUCAUUCUUUGUCAACAAACAAUCUGAGUGUCCAUUCAAGUGCGUCAGCGAUCCAAAGUGUUAUUCGUGCAAUGUUGCUGCGUACCCUGACUCUAAAGGACUUUACCUUUGUGAUCUUCUAGCUACUGACAAGUACAGGGAAAAAGCGAAAUUCAUCCCUGAUGCUUUCUUUCAUCACUUCUCUCUUUGGGUGAGUUCAGAUUUAUUCAUUCUUCAUUGGAGUAACAAUAAAUUGCAAAGUGCCAUUUUUUCUCAAUCGACGUUCGGACGCAAGUCCUAAUGGCAUUAGGGAUCCGAGACUUACUGCUUUGCUAACAGAUGUGUCUUAGAAAAAGCUAUCUAAGCCAUUUAAUGCAAACUCUUCGAACUUAAACACGCAUGAAAUUAUUUUACUACAGAUUUUUCUUUCUUUCGGUACUUUAGAGUCUAUGUCGUCAAGAACCUUGUAAGAACAACGGUGACUGUAUUCCUGAUUACCAACUGAACUCUUACAGCUGUCAUUGCAAUCUGGGACAUUAUGGAAUUCACUGUGAAAAUACAGGUAAGUGAAAACCAGAUUCAUGAAAGUGUUCUUUCGUUUCGUUAUGCUGUAACUUGUAACUUGUUUACACGCGUUCGUGCGUUCCAUAUCAAGGUUGCAAAUGGUGUUGUCGGUUAGCCUGUGAACAGGCUCUCUGUUUGGGGAAAAAAUAGCGAGGAAAGGCCUGUUCACAUGCUAGUUGUUAGUGGAUUGACCUGACAAUAAUCAAGGCCAUGCAGAAUAUUUGCAUCCAAUUCAGGCCAAGAUGCAACAUUUCUGCAUCAUUCAUAUGUGUCGGAGUCGCGGCUCUACGGUAUGUGGGGGACCGCACACGAGCAAAAGGUUGCUUUGAUCUGUGUGUGUCCUCUACUUUACUAAAACCUUCGACACAUGCGGAUCUCGUUUUUUGUUGCACUAUGAUUUGCAUCUUGAGUUUAUGUUGUGUGACUUGGCCGCCCAUGCUUUCAAACCUGUCGUUUACCGGCCUGCUUUGCGGUACAUACCGGUAGAGAUAUUUCAAUCAGAAAAAUCCAAAAGUUUAGACAGAUAAUAAAUUUCGGAAUUUGACUUAGUUUCAAAGUUUCGCAUACAGCUCAUUUAGAGAAGACUAGCUUUGACUAAUAAAUUAUCUAACACUGAUUUCUUCUAGGUAAAACCUGCAGUGAAAUAAAGAUUCAGAGUCUAAACAUCCAAAGUGGGCCGUGCGUAAUUGACCCUGAUGGUGACGGAAGCUACGAACCCUUCACAGUCUAUUGUGACAUGACUGACAAGAGCGGAGUUGGCGUGACUGUCGUUGGUCACGACAGUGAAGAUAGAAUUCUGGUAAAUGGGACUGAACCCAAAGGAAGUUACGCACGUGACAUUACUUAUAUUGGAACGGGCCUAAGGGGCAUUGCACAGUUAACUGGGCUUUCCAUUGUCUCUCUAAAUUGCGAGCAAUUCAUCAAGUACGAAUGUGCGGGAAGCCGACUUCUCGCAAACGGGAAUUCAUUUGGAUGGUGGGUAUCACGUGAUAAUGUUCAAAUGACGUAUUGGGGUGGAACAGCACCCGCUGAUUCCAACAAAUGCGCAUGCGGACUGACGAGUUCGUGUGCAGACAGCAGCAAAGGAUGCAACUGCGAUAAGAACGAUCUUGUCUUGCGUGAGGACAGCGGUCUUCUCACUGAAAAAUCUCACCUUCCUGUGCUACAGUUAAGAUUUGGAGAUACGGCUGGAGUUAAUGAACAUGGUUAUCACACCUUGGGAAAGUUUAUAUGUUACGGUAUUGCAUAA
Molecule: messenger RNA, 1917 nt
Organism: Porites evermanni
Lineage: Eukaryota; Metazoa; Cnidaria; Anthozoa; Scleractinia; Poritidae
Source: the annotation of a GenBank genome assembly